Oryzias melastigma (Indian medaka) is the source of this 3048-nucleotide messenger RNA. Its product is annotated as glutamate receptor, ionotropic, delta 2. Gene Ontology annotation, molecular function: glutamate-gated receptor activity; transmitter-gated monoatomic ion channel activity involved in regulation of postsynaptic membrane potential. Gene Ontology annotation, cellular component: plasma membrane; postsynaptic membrane. Gene Ontology annotation, biological process: monoatomic ion transport; modulation of chemical synaptic transmission; synaptic transmission, glutamatergic. The record is from RefSeq and is a predicted model, not a curated record. Lineage: Eukaryota; Metazoa; Chordata; Actinopteri; Beloniformes; Adrianichthyidae.
AAAAAAAAAAAAAAAAAGAAAAAAGCACAAGAGUGGCUUUUGCACUUCUCCUUUCAUUUAUCAGCUGAAAUCCCCCCCUCCUCCCCUUAAAUCCCUGCCUCGCUCUCUGUCAUCUCUGGAAGCUACAGUUUCGGAAUAUGGAACCUGUCCGCGGUUGUGCCAUGUGACAGCGCGUUUCAUCAUUCCUUUCACAAAAAGUCGCGGUCUGCAUCGUCUUCGCGCCCCAACUUUGGUGAUUUUUCAACUGAAAGGAAAGGACCAGUAAAGGAGGAGGGGGAAAAAUCCCCAGGAGGGAUGGAACUUUUCCUCAUCGGCUCGAUCCUCUGAGGCUGCCGCCGCUGGUGGUUUUUGGCGAUUGGUGCAGGAAGGGGGGGAAACUGCGUCGCCAGGUCUGCAAGGCUGUGUGGAUCUUGGGUCAUUAUAGGCCAACCUGUUAUUCUAGAUAUCCUUUUAUUUUCUUUUUUUUCCUUUUGUGUUUGAUCGAAUGCUUCCAGAUCCAGUGAGGGAUCUGCCACAUCCAGCCGGAUUGAACGCGUCGGCGUUCUGAUGCGGUCUGUUUUCGCUGCAGCUCAGCGCCUCUCUACUCGCUCAGAAUAUGAUUUAAUGUUGAGGGGGGGCAUUUCAACAGGAUAUACUCAUCUCUGCCUAACCCGGGGAAUCCUGUACUGGACUGGGAAGGUCAAGAAAGCAUAUUCGGACUGAGAUCAUCGGGAGAUUUCCGGAUUGCAGAUGGACUAAAAGGAGAAGAAGAAUAAGCGCCUUUUCGGGGGGAUUUGAACUCACCGUUCUCUCCUGCACUUUCUCCGUUCUUCUGUUUUUAUUUCGCCGGGAGACAGCCUGUCUGUGGACAUAAUGAAAGUUCUUUUGGCUAUGCUGCUUGUUGCUGUUUUCUGGAGCCAGGAGUGGAAGCCUGCGCUCUCGGAUUCGAUCAUCCAUAUCGGUGCCAUCUUUGAUGAGUCGGCACGGAAAGAUGACGAGGUGUUUCGUCUGGCUGUGGCCGAUCUCAACUUGAACAAUGAGAUACUGGAGACGGAGAAGAUCACCAUCUCUGUGGAAUUUGUGGAUGGGAACAACCCUUUCCAGGCUGUGCAGGAAGCCUGUGAACUGAUGAAUCGAGGUAUCCUGGCUCUGGUCAGCUCGAUCGGGUGCAUGUCGGCAGGCAGCCUUCAAACUCUGGCCGACGCCAUGCACAUUCCCCACCUCUUCAUCCAGCGCUCCACGGCGGGAACACCCCGUUCUUCCUGUCCACCAACCAGCCGCAUGCCCGGAGCAGACGACUACACCCUCAUGGUCCGUCCACCCGUGUAUCUCAAUGAGGUCAUCAUGCAGGUGGUGUCUGAAUACAGCUGGCAGAAGUUCGUCCUCUUCUACGAUUCUGAUUUUGAUAUUCGUGGUAUUGAGGAUUUCCUAGACCGGACCUCUCAGCAUGGAAUAGAAGUGUCUCUCCAGAAGGUUGAAUCAAACAUCAACAUGAUGAUCACAAGUCUGUUCAGAACGAUGCGCGUGGAAGAGCUCCAUCGGUACAGAGAUACACUUCGCCGAGCUGUGCUGUUCAUGAGCCCAGCAACUGCAAAAGCUUUUAUCACAGAGGUUGUGGAGACAAACCUAGUUGCCUUUGAUUGCCACUGGAUCCUUAUUAAUGAGGAGAUUUCCGACUACGACCUCCAGGAGUUGGUCAUGAAGUCCAUCGGUCGGCUGACUCUGGUGCGGCAGAUGUUCCCCAUGCCUCAGAACACAACUCAACGCUGUGUCAAACACAACCACAGGAUUAACACUUCCCUCUGUGACCCGAAGAACCCCAAGGCUCAACAGCUAGAGAUCACAAACCGCUACAUCUACGACACGGUGCUGCUGCUGGCAAACAGCUUCCACAGAAAGUUGGAGGACAGGAAGUGGCACAGCAUGGCCAGCCUGAGCUGCAUCCGGAAGAACUCCAAGCCGUGGCAGGGAGGCAAGAGCAUGCUGGAUACCGUCAAGAAGUUUGGAGUGAGUGGCCUCACUAGUUUCCUGGAGUUCACGGAUAACGGAACAAAUCCCAACAUUUUCUUUGAAAUCCUGGGAACAAACUAUGGAGAGGACAGAGGACGUGGAGUCAGCAGGUUGGCGACAUGGGACCCAGUUCAUGGACUGAACGGCACACUGAGUGACAGGAAGCUGGAAAAUAACAUGAGAGGCGUUGUGCUACGAGUUGUCACUGUUUUGGAGGAGCCAUUUGUGAUGGUGUCAGAAAACGUCCUGGGGAAGCCAAUGAAGUACCAAGGCUUCUCCAUUGACAUCCUUGACGCUUUGUCCAACUAUCUCGGCUUCAAGUAUGAUAUCUAUUUGGCCCCAGAGCAAAAAUAUGGCAGCUUGCAGUCGGAUGGUCAGUGGAAUGGACUAAUGGGGGAACUGGUUUUUAAGCGAGCUGAUGUGGGACUUUCCGCUUUGACCAUCACGCCUGAGCGAGAGAGCGUUGUAGAUUUCACCACACGCUACAUGGAUUAUUCUGUGGGAGUUCUGCUGCGCAAGGCUGAACGCACUGUGGACAUGUUUGCCUGCCUGGCGCCCUUCGAUCUGUCGCUGUGGGCAUGCAUUGCGGGCACCGUGCUCCUCGUUGGCAUCCUAGUGUACCUGCUCAACUGGCUCAACCCACCACGGCUGCCCAUGGGAUCUGUGUCCUCCACAACACUCUAUAAUUCCAUGUGGUUUGUUUACGGCUCCUUUGUGCAGCAAGGUGGAGAGGUUCCUUACACCACCCUAGCAACGAGGAUGAUGAUGGGCAUUUGGUGGAUGUUUGCCCUCAUCGUUAUCUCUUCGUACACCGCCAACCUGGCAGCAUUCCUCACGAUUACACGAAUAGAGAACUCUAUACAGUCUCUGCAGGACUUAUCUAAGCAGACGGAGCUGCCAUACGGAACCGUGUUGGAUUCAGCUAUAUACGACCAGGUGCGCUACAAGGCCAUGAACCCCUUUGAGAGAGAUGCCAUGUACUCUCAGAUGUGGCGGAUGAUUAAUCGCACCGGAGCAGGAGAUAAUAGCGUUGAGGACUCAAAGGAAGGCAUUCGCAAG